AAUUAAUUAUUUUUCUUGCAUGUCAUGUGCGAGUUUAUGUCUGUAUGAAAAGUGUUAAAACUGGACAAGCUGCGGCAAAGAGUCUGCGUUUCAAUGCGCAUACUAUCCAUCCUAAAUAGUAUGUGACAUUUCUCAAUACUAUCUAGGGUGGAUAUAUGCACAUUGGGAUGCAGGGAGAGAGUUUUCAUUCCUCUUUGUAAAAGCAGAACUCAUACAGCACCAUCUAUGGUGGACCAUUUAUAUUAUCAGUCAAUAAAGUUUGACAAAUAAAAUUGAAUUGUUCAGUAAAGUAGGAGAAAAAAAUAAUAACUUAAUGAAGAUAUUAAAUACAGAAUAUAAAAUAAACAAAAGACAAUGUUGGUAUGUCGGAUGAUCAAAAGAUAUGGAGUGGCAAAAAGGGGAACUCAUAAUCUCAAAAUAACAUCAGAACAAUAUACCGCAGUGUCUUCGAGACUCGUUUCUAAAUAAGAAGAAGGAGGAGCACAGAGGUAUAUUUACUCACAGUGAGCACUUUAACUGACAUCACUCUCAUCUUCAGCUCAGUCGUAUCAGGAGAUAUUUGAUAGACUAUAGCAUUUCUACUGAGUUUGUUUCAGAAUUAUUUGAAACUGUUCUAGUGUUCAAACUGCUGAAGAAAAUGAUUCACCUGAUUUUCUUCCAUAUGUGCCUGUGCUGUGUAGCUGGUGUAUUUGGUGUUGAUGCAGUGACGCCAGUAUCAGUGACGGAGGGAGAUUCAGUCACUCUGAACAUACAGAGAGAUGAUGAGAUCGAAUGGAGGUUUGGAGAUAAAAACAUCCUCAUAGCUGAAAUCAGACAGGACAAUAAAAUCACGUGUUAUGAUGAUAGUGCUGAUGGGAGAUUCAAAGACAGACUGAAGAUGGAUCAGACUGGAUCUCUGACCAUCACGAACACCAGAACCACAGACUCUGGACUUUAUACAGUCACUAAAACAAGGAAAACAAAGACCCCGCUGAACACAUUCAGUGUUACUGUCUAUUCUCGUCUUCCAGUUCCUGUCAUCACCAGAUACUCUCCACAGUGUUCUUCAUCAUCAUCAUCAUCAUCAUCAGAAAUGUCUUCCAAAUGUUCACUGUUGUGUUCAGUGUUGGAUGUGAGUCACGUGACUCUCUCCUGGUACAGAGGAAGCAGUUUAUUGUCCAACAUCAGUGUGUCUGAUCUCAGCGUCAGUCUCGCUCUUCCUCUGGAGGUGGAAUAUCAGGAUAGAAACACCUACAGCUGUGUGAUCAACAACCCCUUCGGCAACCAGACCAAACAUCUGGACAUCAGUGGACUUUGUUCCGGCUGUUGCUGUUAUGGUUUCACUGAAGCAGCGAUCCGAUUGGCUCUCUCUGCUCUGGUGGGCGUGGCUGGGAUGGCCAUCCUGGUUUAUGAAUUCAGAACCAGAAACCUUCAUCAGAAGAAGAUCGUGAAGAACGCAGCAACAAACACUGAUCCACCAGAUGUAGCUGCCUCUGAAUGAUUAGAGCCAUUAUAUCACAAGUAAAUAUAAUUUCUAUGAUUAUUUCAUUUUUCUUCUCAUAAGGUUGAUAUGUCACGUCUUCAACACCCUUUGCAUCUUAUUACAUAAUGUUAAAUGUUCAUAUCAGUCUCUUGUGUUUUUUCAUUAACAUCUCUUGCUGUAAUAUUUGAUAGUAUAAUUUGAACUUCAUAUUGCUUUUAUUACUUUAUGCCUCUUUGUUUUAUAAUAUUAAAUAAACAUGCUUUUAAUAAUCUUUAAAUCCUUUGGUCUUAUUCCUGACACACCACCAUCAUUCAGCUCUUGUUUUUUCAUCUUCAGUCUGUUAGUUUCCAUAAUUACAAGUUCAAAUCUCUCCAUGUUUU
Megalobrama amblycephala (Wuchang bream) is the source of this 1842-nucleotide messenger RNA. RefSeq lists its product as uncharacterized. NCBI's taxonomy places the organism in Eukaryota, Metazoa, Chordata, Actinopteri, Cypriniformes, Xenocyprididae. The transcript has 4 exons. Bases 638 to 1480 code for a protein of 280 amino acids. The record is from RefSeq and is a predicted model, not a curated record.